UUACCCUGCCGUUGGGGUAAACUUUGCCCGAGUCGCUGCUAGGGACUGUUGUUUUCGUUCAAGUUCUUACCAUCAUAACACCCUAUCACGAUGCUACGGGUGAUAUACCCUGGUUCCUACUCGUUCAUUCAAUAUAUGAACUGGUUCAUUGAUAUAAUAUCAUCAAAUGCCUUACGGCACCGACCUCAGCUGCGAGCACCUAACUUACUACACCAUUCGUCAUCACAGCACCGCGGAAUAUUCUAGCAUGAACGAUCACGGUAUGUCUAGUACGAAAACGUAUGCAUCACUCCACUCGAUAGCCCGUGCGGUAGGGGACAGCGCACUUACAUGUGUUUUUGAGCUGCUGUAACCCAAAAUUUCGCCUUAGUGUCAUAUUAACGACCGCCGUCUAGCGCAUGGCCCAACAUGUGUCGAGCCCCUGUUCACGAUGCGAUGCCAAAGAGCGUGUAUAAAGUGAAUUGAGAGCAUUUCUUC
Molecule: messenger RNA, 477 nt
Organism: Serpula lacrymans var. lacrymans S7.9
Lineage: Eukaryota; Fungi; Basidiomycota; Agaricomycetes; Boletales; Serpulaceae
Exons: 2
Coding region: 167-352 (61 amino acids)
Source: RefSeq, a predicted model, not a curated record